This is a messenger RNA of Leishmania braziliensis MHOM/BR/75/M2904, 2094 nucleotides long. RefSeq lists its product as hypothetical. The record is from RefSeq and is a predicted model, not a curated record. Bases 1 to 2094 code for a protein of 697 amino acids. The transcript has a single exon. NCBI's taxonomy places the organism in Eukaryota, Euglenozoa, Kinetoplastea, Trypanosomatida, Trypanosomatidae. Gene Ontology annotation, biological process: DNA-templated transcription. Gene Ontology annotation, cellular component: RNA polymerase III complex; nucleus.
AUGAGCUUUGGCACCCGCCCCGCUAGCAUCGAGGAUGACGAGGUUUUAGCAUCCUUCAACGUUUACGCCUCAUCGGCUCUUGUACAUCAGGCUCACAUUUUUCAGUACCCGCUGCGCCGUAGGCAGCGGCCGUACGAGGCGACAGAAGUCAAGCUGUUCAGCACCGGCGGACCGCUAGCUGACGAAAAUGAGGCCUCACGGGCACACGGAAAGGGUUCCCCGGUACUCCAAUCAGGCUCGCGCCUAACAAUGAAGUGCUCCCUAGACACAUUUGGCUCUCGCUCAUUCCGGCGAUUGCAGGAGUCCGCCUCAAAUAUGCCGAGUCAGAUGGAGCUUCAGCGUCACCACACCUUCCACUACACGCUGCAGUCGCAGCCCUUUUUGCCGCAGUCGAACUAUGUUGUGGGCUACAUCACACCCGAGGGAAUCCAUCUCACCCCGGUUUCGACAAUUCAGCAGUUCACCCCAGCACUGAGCAUUCCCGAGUCCUCCACCGGUGCCGUUCGUGUCAUGGAGGCGUUCUGCAGCCAGGCCAACUCCUCCGCCAUGUCGGGAUAUGCGGCAGCGGAUCGCAUCCAACGUGAACUGCGACGCCAACGCAGCCGUGUCUUGAACGAGGAAGCUGAAACUGCGCAAGAAAUACAGUUCUUCCGUGACGACUCUGUUGAGAGCGCGGCAAUGCGGUCUCGACUGCGCUCGUCCACUCUCGAGAAGAUCAUUGAUAGCCCAAGCAUGGCCUCGGAGCCAGCCGAAGUGGCAAACAGUCUUUUCCCUCCAGAAAUUCUUCAAUCUGGCGGCAUUUCCGGUGGCGACGAGGCGCACCCAUCGAUGAUCAUUCACCGCUUUGCAAACCGCAAAUCUGUCGCUGAGCAGACCAGUCAAGUGCUUCAGCGCUGCCACAUCCUCACGCUCCGGAUGCUUCAGAGCAUCGUGGUACCCUACACAUCGAACGAGGUGGUGAGGACAAUGGCAGCUGUACCGGAGGCGCAGCUGGUCGAGGCGUUGAAGUCGUGUGCUGUGUGGCUGCACGGUGUGUGGGUCAGUCGGUACUGUGAUCAGUUCCGUGGAUGUGUCGCGGCCCUGCGCGAGGUUAUUUUGGCUCGCUUCUACCAAAGUGAGGAUGGUAGCGUAGCGCGGUCGGACUUAAAUGCCCUAAUCACAACAUCCGAGGCGCGGCGCUCGAUCAAGGAGAUUCUCGCAACAGUGGCGGUGCUGAACACAGAAGAGCCCGAUCCAUCCAAGCGUCGCUGGCGGCUCAAGUGCGUCCCUGCCGAUCGCGCCGCCCGCGAGGCAAACCUCCGUGAUUUCAAAACGACUUUUGCGGCCGAGGAGGCCAGUCAACACGAAGCAUGGCGUCGGCGUUGCACACAAGUAAUGGCGCACAUCCCUUACAUCAACGCAGGCCGACCUGUGCCGCAACUGUGUCUACGUCCGCGCGGCACACCGCUUACAACGAGCAUGGCGGCAGGGGCAAUGUUCCCAUAUGGCGGUGCAAGCACACCACAGUCCUUCGCCUCUCAGACAAGUUCCAUGGCGAGUGGUCACCCUGGAAGCGGUGUGAACACAUCUGCUUCACCUUUUAGUUCCCCUGUCUCGGGUAUGGAGUUGAGUUUCAAGGACGCUGAUAUUGCACCCAUUCGGCAGUACAUCCGCGAGCUGUUUGCAGAGCACGGCGUCAUCAACAAACAGCGGGUGAAGGACCUCGUGAUCAAGACGCAGGAAGCGCGCUACCCUCACGCGACUAAGGCAAUGCUGAGCACGGCGCUGCAACAGUGCCUGGACAAGUUCACGGACGCUACGUGGAUCCUCAAGUCUGUCGGGGAACCCCUCGUGGAUUACUACCGGCCGGCCAUUCUCUAUGUGGUGCUGGAGCUGCGCCAAUUUGAGAUGGCGGCGCUCAUGAAGCGAUUGGAGGAGGUGGUGCGGGCGCGUGGAUUAACGUCUCCGCCGGAAUCUGCCGCACUGCGCGGUCGCGCCGGUAGUGUGUCUGACCCAUUGGAGGCUGUGGUGCAGCGCGUUGUGGCGGAGGUGGCGGAGUUCAAGGCGGGAGGUCGACUCUGGCACAUCAAAGGAGGUAACUUGAUGAACGAAUAA